Molecule: messenger RNA, 1275 nt
Organism: Carica papaya (papaya)
Lineage: Eukaryota; Viridiplantae; Streptophyta; Magnoliopsida; Brassicales; Caricaceae
Source: RefSeq, a predicted model, not a curated record
AGUAGCAGAGGCGAAAUCUAGAUAACAAUAUAAUCCAUUCCCUCGCCCAAUCCCCUCAUUCCACGUGUCCAAAAGCAGACUCCUGUCACCGUCACUCUCCCCUCUCACUGAAUAGUCAAGUCUUGAUCUUUCCCUGUUAAAACUCCUUCACCAUUCCUCCAUUUUCCCUCUGUUUCCUUCUCUUCUUUCCCAAUCGACCAAACAGAAAACGCAGAGAUGUGCAACAAGAAAAGCCCUCCUCCAAGUCACGAUCACUCAUUGCAGAGGAAAAGACACGUUAGUCUUCGAAACAAGAAGAAACGAAGAGGAGGAAAACAGUCCCUAAACAACGCCGUUUUAAAGAAACCAGCUCGUAAAGCAAGAACCAAGACGAGGAAGCCCAAGUACCUCAGUCUCAAGCUUCAACUCUCUUCUUCUUCUUCUUCUUCUUCUUCUUCCUCUUCAUCCCCCGCACAAAUACCCGAAAAAAACAUCCAAGGUCCACAAGAAAAGCAGCAGCUUGACCUGUUUCCUCUCCACCCAGAAAACCUCGUGGAAGAGAAAGAAUACUACUACAAAGACAUUAACAACAGUUCCCAAUACGACGCCGUUCCAGCCUACUGCAUCUUCGCUUCCUCCGUUGAUACCACCAUUAACGACUUCCUCGAUUCCACGACCUCCUCAACGACGUCGUACGAGGGCAUACAAGUAACAACAUACGGGGCGACGUACGGAGCGGACCGGCAGCUGGUGCGGGCGGCGAUGAGGGGGAAAGAGAGGCAAGUGAGUGAGGAGGAGAGGUGGGUUUGUUACUCUGAGGUGGUGGCGGAGGACGCGGGAAGUGAUAGAUUAGGAUGUGGCGGCGGUGCAGGGGAGGAUGAUGGGGAGGCGAAUCGGACGUUGGAGAGUAGGAAGAAGUUGGGUUUGGCGUUGAAGCUUGAUUAUGAGGAGAUCAUGAAUGCUUGGUGUGAUAAGGGCCCACUUUACAUUGAUGGAGAGGCCCCACAGACUGUUCCUGAUCUUCAUGGAAAUCCUGCCGUUGAUGCCAAUGUUGUAAUGGAUGGCUAUUGGGGAAACAAUAUAUGGAGGGUGCCUGAAAUGGAAUUGAGGGUAAGUGAAGAAGAGAAGUGGAGAAAAGGACAGAGAGAGGCAAGUGUAUUGAGGUACAAGGAGAAAAGGCAGAGCAGACUCUUCUCGAAGCGGAUUAGAUACGAAGUUCGGAAGCAAAAUGCCGAGAAACGACCUAGAAUAAAGGUAUAUACAUCUUUUUUAUUUAAUUCGUACACAAAAUACUUU